GUGAAGUGAACUUACAACAAUAAUAACAAAGAAAUUUCAUUAAAUUACAAAAAAAAGUUUCCGACAAGAGGGCAGAACGGCAAGCAAAUAUAAUAAUAAAAAUUGUUAAUUAAAUACGUUUCUUUAAGUGAAGUGGAUUUGUAUUUUCCUUUUUAAUUUGUCAUCGCGAUGAAUACAUUGAGAGGGGAUAUCAAUCAUAAUGGUCACGAUCAGGAUAAUCACGAACUCACCCUGGAGCGCAUUAUUAAGGCACUGAAAUCACCCACCAUGGUGUGUGAGGGUACACAUUUUGAUGGACAAAUCCCACAUACCUUUGUGAUAUUUGGUGCCUCCGGUGAUUUGGCCAAAAAGAAAAUCUAUCCCACGCUAUGGUGGCUAUACCGUGAUAAUCUAUUGCCCAAGCCAACGAAGUUUUGUGGAUAUGCUCGUUCGAAAAUAACAUGCGACGAUAUCAAGAAAGCCUGUGAAAAAUAUAUGAAGGUCCAACCACACGAACAAAAACUUUUCGAAGAGUUUUGGCAUUUGAAUGAAUAUGUGUCGGGUAAUUAUGAUGGACGUUUGGGUUAUGAAAUGCUGCAGCAGCAAAUGGAGGCCAUGGAAAAUAAGGGCAUAGCCAAUCGCAUUUUUUAUUUGGCUCUACCACCGUCUGUGUUCAACACCGUCACGGUACAAGUGAAGGAGAUAUGUUUGUCAAAGAAGGGCUGGAAUCGUGUUAUCAUUGAAAAGCCCUUUGGUCGCGAUGACGUUUCAUCCAAAGAGCUAAGCGAUCAUUUGGCCUCGCUGUUCCACGAAGACCAAAUCUAUCGCAUUGAUCAUUAUUUGGGCAAGGAGAUGGUACAAAAUCUAAUGACCAUACGGUUUGGCAACAAGAUUUUGGGCUCGACAUGGAAUCGCGAGAACAUUGCCUCGGUGUUGAUCACCUUCAAGGAACCAUUUGGCACAGAGGGGCGUGGCGGUUACUUUGAUCAAUUCGGUAUUAUACGUGAUGUCAUGCAAAAUCAUUUGUUGCAAAUUCUCUCAUUGGUCGCCAUGGAAAAGCCGGUUAGUUGUCACCCAGACGAUAUUCGUGAUGAAAAAGUCAAAGUAUUGAAAUGUAUUCGAGCAUUGACACUGGACGAUAUGGUUUUGGGUCAAUACGUUGGCAAUCCCGAGGGAACUGGUGAAGCGAAGUUGGGCUAUUUAGAUGAUCCCACCGUCAAUCCGGAGUCCACCACACCAACGUAUGCCUUGGGCGUGUUGCACAUAAACAAUGAACGUUGGCAGGGAGUGCCCUUCAUUUUGCGUUGCGGCAAAGCACUGAAUGAACGUAAGGCUGAAGUUCGUAUCCAGUAUCAAGAUGUACCGGGUGACAUUUUUGAGGGUAGUGCCAAACGUAAUGAGUUGGUAAUACGUGUCCAGCCAGGCGAAGCUUUGUACUUUAAAAUGAUGACCAAAUCGCCGGGCAUUACCUUUGACAUUGAAGAAACCGAACUGGACUUAACCUAUGAACAUCGCUAUAGAGAUUCCUACUUACCAGAUGCCUAUGAACGUUUAAUUCUCGAUGUUUUCUGCGGCUCACAAAUGCAUUUUGUACGGUCGGAUGAGUUGCGGGAAGCUUGGCGUAUUUUCACACCAAUACUCCAUCGAAUUGAAGAUGAGAAAGUUAAACCUAUACCUUAUAUUUAUGGAUCACGUGGACCCAAGGAGGCUGAUCGAAAAUUGCAUGAAAGUAAUUUCUUGUAUUACGGUUCAUAUAAAUGGCAUGGCAACAAUGGUCUAAACAAGACUCAGUAAUCAUCCCAGCUGGCAUGGUAUUGCUGUACAAAUUUU
This is a messenger RNA of Musca domestica (house fly), 1809 nucleotides long. RefSeq names its product glucose-6-phosphate 1-dehydrogenase (gene Zw). The coding region runs from base 169 to 1773 and encodes 534 amino acids. NCBI's taxonomy places the organism in Eukaryota, Metazoa, Arthropoda, Insecta, Diptera, Muscidae. Gene Ontology annotation, cellular component: cytosol. The transcript is spliced from 4 exons. The record is from RefSeq and is a predicted model, not a curated record. Gene Ontology annotation, molecular function: glucose-6-phosphate dehydrogenase activity; NADP binding. Gene Ontology annotation, biological process: pentose-phosphate shunt, oxidative branch; glucose metabolic process.